Paralichthys olivaceus (Japanese flounder) is the source of this 6232-nucleotide messenger RNA. Lineage: Eukaryota; Metazoa; Chordata; Actinopteri; Pleuronectiformes; Paralichthyidae. The record is from RefSeq and is a predicted model, not a curated record.
AACUUGACGUGGCGCCUGUUCCGUGUCUUGUGUGGAAAACACCCAGGAGCAGGAGCGGCAGGAGCGGGACUGCGAGCCAGCCGAGGCGACUUUGUAAGACCCGACUCCCGGUUUCCUCCAGGCCGAGGCUGCGGUGGCCUGAUGACACCCACUGUCCCCCAGUCCGUCCGCGUGGAGGAGCCGAAGCGUGGAUGUAACGUGACGCUGCACCGUCAGGCCAUGUAAGAUGCAACCAUGGAAGGCAAAAAAUCAGAAUGCUGCCCGACCCUGUGGAACAACGGACGCAGAGGAAGCCAUAAAAAUAUAAACCUACCUGAUGCAGUGUUUAAGAAUUCAACAGCUCUGACAUGGUCCACAGCUGCAGAGUACAAAGGGGGAAAGGAGCUGGUCCAGCAGUCCCACAUGUAAAGCUGAAUGAGGAAACCAAAAGGGCACGUUCUCUGGAUCACGUUGCUGAGUAGGCGGGCUCGAUCUGUGCCUAUGACACAGGACUGAGUGAGUCAACAGAGCUGGAUCGAGUGACCACGGACGCAGCUAUGUAAGAAGACAUCUGUCCAGUGCAGAGGUCCAGACAAUCAACACGCUGCUGUGAUUCAUGCCACAUAUGUGGGCUCUCAGGGGAGCAUGGUGGUUACUUAGCAGAUGAUGUAUACCUGAGAGUUCUCUCAGCGUUGGAUCGACUCCUGUGGGACAACAAACAGCUUUUCACUUUUUGAUUUAAGAGAAAGCAGGAAACAGACGCUGUGUGAAUGUUCGCCAUGCCUCGGAACCGAGCCUUUUCUGAACCAGAGUACUCAGCGGAGUACUCAGCGGACUGCUCCGUGACAUUGCCGUCCGACCCCGGGCAGGCUGUGGGGCGAACACAUGAGGUCACGGUUCGGAGCUCAGGAUGCUGCCUCUGUCUGCCGCGGUUUAUGCGCCUCACCUUCACACCAGAGUCCCUGGAGAACCUCUACCAGACUUACUUCAGGCGGCAGAGACAUGAAACCCUGCUCGUGCUCGUCGUGUUUGCUGCUCUCUUUGACAGCUACAUCAUCGUCAUGUGUGCGGUGGUCUACACCACUGACAAGCUGGCUUCUGUUCUAGUGGCAUCAGUGGGACUGGCAGCAGAUAUUAUCCUCUACCUGCUGUGCCGCUUCAGCCUGCUGCCAGACCGCAUCUCCAGACGGGUGGUGCCCUACGCCCUGUGGGUGCUCAUAGCAGCUCAGAUAUUCUGCUAUCUGGGUUUAAACUAUGCUCGCUUCCACCAGGCCAGCGACACUGUGGGCUGGCAAGCUUUCUUCAGCUUCUCCUUCUUCCUGACUCUGCCUCUGAGGCUGACGCCCAUCGUGCUCAUCACUGCUGUAUCCUGUGGGGUCCACACUCUCGUUCUGGGUGUCACCAUUGCCCAGCAGCAGCAGGAGGACAUCCAGGCGGCAGCACUUGGCAGACAGCUGCUGGCCAACAUUGUGAUCUAUGUUUGUGCCAUCACUGUGGGUGUCAUGUCAUACUACAUGGCUGACCGGAAGCAUCGGAAGGCCUUUCUGGAGGCAAGACAGUCACUGGAGGUCAAACUCAACUUGGAGGAGCAGAGCCAACAACAGGAACGCCUGCUGCUUUCCAUCCUCCCAAAGCACAUAGCUGACGAGAUGCUUCAGGACAUGAAGAAGGAGCCCAGUCAGAAAGAGAUGCAGCAGUUCAACACUAUGUACAUGUACAGACAUGAAAAUGUCAGUAUUCUGUUUGCAGACAUCGUGGGCUUCACCCAGCUGUCGUCAUCCUGCAGCGCUCAGGAGCUGGUCAAACUGCUCAAUGAGCUCUUCGCACGCUUUGACAAACUGGCAGCAAAAUAUCACCAGCUGAGGAUCAAGAUCCUGGGAGACUGCUACUACUGUAUCUGUGGGCUGCCAGACUACAGGGAGGACCACGCUGCCUGCUCCAUCAUGAUGGGCCUGGCCAUGGUGGAGGCCAUCUCGUACGUCCGAGAGAAAACCCAGACAGAUGUUGACAUGCGGGUCGGAGUGCACAGUGGCACAGUCUUGGGAGGAGUGCUGGGUCAGAAACGCUGGCAGUACGAUGUCUGGUCCACAGAUGUCACUGUGGCUAACAAAAUGGAAGCAGGAGGGAUACCGGGUCGUGUCCACAUCUCACAGAGCACCAUGGAGUGUCUUCACGGCGAGUUUGACGUGGAGCCAGGGAACGGAGGGGACCGCUGCGAUUACCUGAGGGAGAGGGGCAUCGAGACCUACUUGGUGGUGGUUCCUAAAGGACCUGUGGGAAAGAGUGGCAUCAAUGGUGUCAAGUUGUCUGUAACCUCCUCCAACGGAAACUCGCCGCUGUUAAUCAACACCACAGAGUGUAACGGCAAUGCUAACACAGCCUGCACCACACCGGAGGAACCAGAAGAACUGGACACAAGGGUGGUGAAUCCGUCUUUCCCAAACCCUCGGAGAAGACUGCGGCUGCGGGACCUGGCUGAGAGGGUGAUUGAUGCUCAGGAGAAUGAACAGGAGCUCAACAAACUACUCAACGAGGCCCUGCUGGAGAGAGAGACAGUACAGGCGGUCUUUCCCAAGAAGCUGGUGUCUUUUUCCACCUGGAUUGACCACACCCGCUGGGCUCGCAACACCUGGGCCAUGGCAGCCAUCUUUAUCCUGACCAUGGCAGACAUCGUGGACAUGCUCAGUUGUCUGCCUCGAGUCCCAGACUCAGGCGGCGCCACCACAGCUCCCUCCUCCGCUCCUUCCUCCUCCUCCACUUGGUCUGGGCCUCACGGAUGCCUGGAAAACCCCAAAUAUUACAGCUACAUUGCUGUGCUGGCACUGAUGGCUACCACCAUGCUGGUUCAGGUCAGUCACAUGGUCAAGCUCACACUGAUGCUGCUCAUCACUGUGUCCACUGGCAUCGUGAACAUCUACAGCUGGAGGGACAUCUUCGACCGCUACGACACGGCCCGCUUCCAGGACUACAGGUCAUACCUGGUGCCUUCCAAGUUCACAAUGACAACUAUGAUCUUCAUUAUGAUGGUCAGCUUCUAUUAUUUCUCCAGACAUGUGGAGAAGCUUGCCCGCACCCUGUUCCUGUGGAAGAUUGAGGUCCAUGAGCAGAAGGAGAAAGUAUACGAGAUGAGGCGCUGGAAUGAAGCACUGGUGACCAACAUGCUGCCUGAACACGUGGCUCGACACUUCCUGGGCUCCAAGAAAAGGGACGAGGAGUUGUACAGCCAGUCCUACGACGAGAUUGGAGUCAUGUUUGCCUCAAUCCCCAACUUCUCUGACUUCUACACAGAGGAGAGCAUCAACAAUGGAGGGAUUGAAUGCUUACGCUUCCUCAACGAGAUCAUCUCAGAUUUUGACAGUCUGCUGGAUGAACCUCAAUUCCGCUGCAUUACAAAAAUCAAGACCAUCGGCAGCACCUACAUGGCAGCAUCAGGCGUCACCCCAGAUGUCAGCAAUGGCUACACUUGCAUGAAGAAGGAGGAGCAGUCUGACAGAGAGCGCUGGCAGCACCUGGCAGACCUGGCUGACUUUGCUCUGGCUAUGAAGGUCACACUCAUGAACAUCAACUACCAGUCAUUCAACAACUUCAUGCUACGCAUCGGUCUGAACAAGGGUGGAGUGCUAGCAGGAGUGAUUGGUGCCCGCAAACCCCACUAUGAUAUCUGGGGCAACACUGUGAAUGUGGCCAGUCGCAUGGAGUCCACAGGGGUGAUGGGAAACAUCCAGGUGGUGGAGGACUGCUACAACAUCUUGAAGGAGUACGGCUUCCGCUUUGUGAGGAGGGGGCCCAUCUUUGUGAAGGGAAAAGGGGAGUUGCUCACUUAUUUUCUAAAGGGAAGAGACAAACAAGGCUCAUUUAUCAAUGGCUCCUCUGUCACUCUGCCACACCAGGUGGUGGACAGCUAAGGACCACACUCACAUACAGCACAUCCACCGUGUGGUUAAUGCAGAGAGGUGCCAGAGGACUUGACCUGACCUGAACUUCUGUUUACAGCUUAAAUUUAAAUACUACUCACUCACACACACACCGGUCAUUACUGAACACAUACAUGAUCACUGUCAGUGGAAAGAUAUAUGUGCCAGUAGAGUUUUGUAUUGGAAAUUAAAUGUCAUGUUCAAGUUGAACCACUGAAUUCCCAAUAUGGAUCAUGAACUUUAAAAGAAAUCACAUUUUAAAAAAAGGAGCACCAGAUGUAUAGAUCCAGGUAUUCCAUUCAAUUGAAAAAUGAUAUAAAGUAAUCACGUGGGCUGAUUCAAGUGUCAUCAGGCAACCUAGUCCAGUGAUGGCCACAUCUUUUCCUUCAUCUGCAGUUGCUCAUAAAAACUCAAAAAGUACAAAUAACCCUCGCAGAAAGAAAACCUGGAUUUUCACUCGAUGGUGAUAAUAAGAGUAGACAUAAUGAAAUGGCAGAAGUAAAUAUGGAGUAAGUUGGAAGACUGUAGCAUGUUUUCACAUUCUGCUGUGAUCAACGCUCUAUACCCCACUGAGUGUUUCCUCUCAUACAAACAAUUCAUAAUUCAUCCCAAACAUUUCUACACUUCUCCAUCCAUUGAUUCAUUUGUGACCACAUCUUGAUUUUCUAUUUAGUUUUUUUCUUCAAAUGGGUUAGAUCUCAUUUCCUUGUAAAGCUAUAUUCUGGAUUGUCAGCCCUCCUAAAAACAUCAUUUGGUCUUUGAGAAUAUAAAUGGAGUGCGUAUGUAUUUUCAUAUAGUGCACGGAAGACACAAGCAGAGACGCACUCUAAUGUCAGGUGUGAACUGACAAACAUGGAGCUCUCCACUUGUGAUUGGAUAACUUGAGACACAUGUAUACCAAGACCUGGUGGAACAGGGCCAAAUCUCACACACACACACACACACACACACACACACACACACACACACACACACACACACACACAGCUGCAGCUACAUCUACAUCUAAAAAUAAAAAUCAGUUUCAGCAACAUUCUGCUUUAAACUGUGCAGCAGAAAAACAACCUUGUGUGUUCUCCUGUGCAGACUGACUCCUUGUCACAAACAUUUUUUCUAAAUACGAUUUCUUGUGAAAUCACUAAACGUUAACAUGACUUCUUAUCUUACAAGUUUUUGGUGGAAUUUUGUUCCUGAGUUUUGUGCACUUUGAAGUAAACAUUUCAGCAUAAGGAUUGAUUUGAAAUUAUGUAAUUUAAAUACAAUGAUGGGCUUUAUCUCUUUCCAUAGAUGCCUCUCAGACAAACACACACACACAGUGGUCCAACAAUCUCAAUUCAGGAGAUCAUUCCACAUUUGAGAACUACUUAGGUGUAGGGAUGCGUGACAGACCGAUGUGAGUUCAGAUGAUCUGACUGUGAUGAGGAGGAGGAUUUUGAAGUGGAUGAUGUGAUGAUACAGAGUGACCUCUCUCCUGCUGCUGCCUCGUUGUGGAAAUCGUGAGCGUUAGAGUGUGUGCGUGGAUAUUUGUCCACAGUGAUGAUUCUCCCUGAUUCUGAAACAGGUCAGAUCUGUGAGUAUUGUGAGACGAUUGUGUGCCUUGAAGUUGUGUAACAUGAAGGACAGCAUAUGUAAAUGGUCUGUAUUUAUUGAGAGCUUUUCUAGUCUUGAUGACCACUCAAAGCGCUUUACAGUACAGUUUUGCCAUUCACCCAUUCACCCAUUCACCCACACACACACACACACCCACACACACACACACAGACAUUCAUACUGUGCAUCCAUGUGCAGCGCUUUCUCUUUCAUACAUCACUCACACACACCUCCUGAGCCACAGAUGUCCCUCCUCUCCUUUUUGGGAGAGGGACAGAUGACUCGUGACAGAUAUAUUUUCACAGUAGAAUGAUGGAAGUGCCUAUGUGAUCACCAUCUUUUAAAUUAUUUAAUUGAUUCCACAGCCAUUUACAGACAGGGAGAAGUCUACAAGUCCUGGGUGCUAUGAAAAAGAUCAUUCUCGUUUAUAACAUCUGGGUUUUAUGGUUUAUGAUAACAGUGUAGAGUUGAAAGGGGGAUCGGGGUAACGUUGACAUCACCACAAAAUGGUUGGAAAUAAAAAUCCAGGUUAGUCAGUUUGACAGGAGUGAAAUGUCACUUCCUGCUUCUAAUCACUGCAGUGAAGGAUUAUUAACCCUAAUGUGGAUAAAGGUUGCAUCUGAGAAAUUUUAGUGAUUGGUAACUGGAAUAUCUAAUCUCAGACAUGAAUGUGGUUUGUACGGUGUCAGAGGCCUCAUAGGAUGCACCCUGUAUUAAACUGUUACCUUCUUUUGACUAGAUGAAAGACA